AUGGGCUCGAACGGCAAGCUCGACAAGCACGAUGACCCGGAGCACGCCGACUUUUUCGGUCCACGGCCUCCCGCUGGCUAUGCUGCCCUGAGGGCGGCGCCGUCGCAGAUCCUUCUGCCGCUCACGGUAUCCAACAAGUGCGGGCAGGCAUUCCGAUGGCGCGCGAAUAAAGUAUGGGUUCCCACAGCGUCGGCCCCAAGCAGUGGUGGAUGGGGCGAACAGAUCGAGUGGUCUCUAUGUCUAGCGGACCGAGUGGUGCUCCUGCGUCAAGACGAGCACCGCGGCUUCCUUUACCACAAGACACUACUCCCCUCUACCUCUUCGCGGCCCGUUGACGGGGCGAACGAUGCGCAGACUAUCAGGGAGACGGAACGGUGGCUAAAGGACUACCUCAACCUCGAUGUGCCGCUCGAGGCGCUGUAUGCCGAAUGGGAGGCCAAGGAUGCUGUCUUUGCGCGGUUUGCCACGCGCUUCUCGGGCCUGCGCAUGCUGAGGCAGGAUCCGUGGGAGUGCCUGUGCGCCUUCGUGUGCAGUUCGAACAACAAUAUUGCGCGCAUAGGGCAGAUGGUGCAGAAUCUCUGCACCCACUUUUCGCCACCCUUGCUCGAGCAUGGCUAUGCUGCUCCACCACCGACGGUUGCAGAGGAGGUCGAGCAGGGAGAGAUGAAGAUCGUGUAUCAUCCGUUCCCCUCGCCAGAGGCGCUGGCCAAGCCAGGGGUGGAGGAGAAGCUGCGCGAGCUCGGCUUCGGAUACCGUGCAAAGUACCUCGCCAAGACGGCGCAGAUGCUGUGCGAGCAGCACGCGCAGGCGAGCGCGACCAAAGCACACACAACAUACAAAGCAGAUCAUCUGGACGAGUCGCACUGGCUGUACGGCAUCAAGCCGGAAGAGGACAUCUCAACUCCCGCCACACCUGAUUCCGCCAGCGGAUCGAAGGACACUACAGAGGUUGGAAGGGCUGUUAAACGAGCGCGACGAUCAAGCGCACCAAACGCAUCGAACUCCUCCACCCCGUCGGCGGCGUCCGAGGGCGAAGAAAAGAGGUUUGAAUCGGUGCGAUCGUAUCUGCAGCAUCUGCGUACACUAUCGUAUCACUCGGCACGGCAAGAGCUGAUCCAGUAUCCGGGCGUGGGGCCUAAAGUGGCCGACUGUAUUCUGCUCAUGUCGCUCGACCAAGCCUCGAGCAUACCGGUGGACAGACACGUGUUUCAGUUUGCCGAAAAGUGGUACCGCCUACGCACGAAGCGGUACGAGGAGAUCGCCGACCACUUCCGUGCGCUCUGGGGCGAGUAUGCGGGAUGGGCCCACAGCGUACUGUUUACAGCCGACCUAAGAUCGUUUGCAACGUACAACGCUGCGAGGAAGGAAGAAAAGAUAGAAGAUGCAGACAAGGCGUUUUGGGGCGUGCCACAAGUCACCGAGGGUUAUCCUACGCCACCUUCGAGUCAGGUGGUCAAGAAGGAGGAGGAAAAGUUGCAGGCGGUGCAUUCGCCUCCCCGUGUUGCCAUUCCGCAACUCGUGCCCCAGUCAAUGGAAGGAGAGGGCGCUACACUGGCGGAACGCCUCAAGGCUCGACCCAAACGCAAGAGUCGGUCCACCUAA
Messenger RNA from Moesziomyces aphidis, 1602 nucleotides. The record is from the annotation of a GenBank genome assembly. Lineage: Eukaryota; Fungi; Basidiomycota; Ustilaginomycetes; Ustilaginales; Ustilaginaceae.